AUGAAGAAAGGCAGUGGUAUAAUUAAUAAAGUAAUAGACAAUUUACCGUUUGAGUUACAUUUACCCGGCUAUCAAUUUUGCGGACACGGAACUAAACUUCAAAAACGGUUACUCAAAGGCGAUCGUGGGAUAAACAAAUUGGAUGAAGCGUGCAUGCUCCAUGAUAUUGCUUACACUAACAAAGAUUCAGGCGUUCGACAAAAAGCGGACUUAGCAAUUUUGAAGGUGGAGUUUGAAAUCAGAAGAUACUAG
Molecule: messenger RNA, 252 nt
Organism: Parnassius mnemosyne (clouded apollo)
Lineage: Eukaryota; Metazoa; Arthropoda; Insecta; Lepidoptera; Papilionidae
Source: the annotation of a GenBank genome assembly